Molecule: messenger RNA, 1064 nt
Organism: Parastagonospora nodorum SN15
Lineage: Eukaryota; Fungi; Ascomycota; Dothideomycetes; Pleosporales; Phaeosphaeriaceae
Exons: 3
Coding region: 2-1000 (332 amino acids)
Biological process (GO): protein phosphorylation; intracellular signal transduction
Cellular component (GO): nucleus; cytoplasm
Molecular function (GO): ATP binding; MAP kinase activity
Source: RefSeq, a predicted model, not a curated record
CAUGGACAUUCCCCGCCCCGACAACUUCAACGAAUGCUAUCUCUACGAGGAGUUGAUGGAGUGCGAUCUGGCAGCCAUCAUCCGCUCCGGCCAGCCCCUCACCGACGCCCAUUUCCAAUCCUUCAUAUACCAGAUCCUCUGCGGUCUGAAAUACAUCCACUCGGCCAACGUCCUCCACCGCGACCUGAAGCCCGGUAAUCUCCUAGUCAAUGCCGACUGCGAACUCAAGAUUUGCGAUUUUGGCUUGGCCAGAGGUUUCUCCAUGGACCCGGAAGAGAAUGCAGGAUACAUGACCGAGUACGUCGCGACUCGGUGGUACAGAGCGCCCGAGAUCAUGUUGAGUUUCCAGAGCUACACAAAAGCCAUCGAUGUAUGGUCCGUCGGAUGUAUCCUCGCCGAGCUGCUCGGUGGAAAGCCCUUCUUCAAGGGCCGCGAUUACGUCGAUCAGCUGAACCAGAUCCUGCACUACCUAGGCACACCCAACGAGGAGACCCUUUCGCGCAUCGGCUCGCCCCGUGCCCAGGACUACGUUCGCAACCUACCGUUCAUGCAGAAAAUCUCAUUCCAGUCAUUGUUUAGGAACGCCAACCCCGAUGCCCUGGAUCUCCUCGAUCGCAUGCUUGCCUUUGAUCCUUCCAGCCGCAUCUCUGUCGAGGAAGCACUCGAACACAGGUACUUGCAAAUCUGGCACGACGCUUCAGACGAGCCAACAUGCCCCACGACAUUCGACUUUCAGUUUGAGGUCGUCGAGGAAAUACCCGAGAUGAAGACGAUGAUUCUCGCUGAAGUCAACCGCUUCCGCCAAAUGGUCCGUGUCCAGCCUGGUGCCGGUGGCCAAGCUCAGAACCAGCCGCCUCAGGUCCCGAUACCUAACAACUACGACCGCGCUGGCUACGAAGAUCCAAGGCCGCAAGAGGCAUACAACCAGGGUGGGGGUAGCUGGCAGGGCAACGAUUUAGAACGCGAUUUGCAGGGUCUUGAUGGAAGGCUGAGACAGUGAUCUUGGGGAAGAGAAUUUUUGGAUAAAAAGGUAUCCCCGUGUAUUACUUCCUUUAGCAAUUAUU